UUUUAGUUACCUACAAAUAACAGCAACAACACGACAACUAAUAGAAGACAUGAGUCUACCGUAGUCUACUAUUGUUUCAACAAUGUUUUGACUAUCAUGUAAAUUAAAACAUAAUAAAUACAAUUGAAACUAAAGAAGACAACGGGACCUCUACCUGGCCAUGUCUUUGUUCAGUGGAUCCCAGAAUAUUCUCAUCAAUAACCUACAGGAGGACUCCCCGCAAGAUAACAUCCGAUUGGCCUUGAUCACAUGUCGCCCUAGAUACAGCGCUUUCACCGUGUCGUCCAGUAAUGAACAGCCUUGGGUCAUUUCAGGGUCUCUGUCUGUUAAGUAACUUUUUAGUUAAAUCAUUACUUGCUCCAGACCAGAACUGACAAGACGAAUCCACUCUAAAAACACUGCAACCGAAAGGGGAUCCAGUUGAGAAUUCUUCUCUACGUGCGUAAGCUAAGGUCUUAAGACAUGGCCUACUAUAUUCCAUACCGUCGUGAGUAUGAAUUGUUCAAGUUUGACCCCAUACAGCAUUUCCAGAAGGGUCAGAUUAUCUACACCUACCAACCUGAACCGAUGAAGCCUUUUCCAGAAUUUUCUCAACAUUUCGGGUCAAGGACACCUUUAGAGGAAUGCUCCAUGUUUGAACAGCCUUAUUUCUCAAGCAGGUAUAUCCAGAUGCCUACCAACUACAACACUUUCUUGCCAAGAUGGGUCAAUGCUCGGAUUACCAAAGACAACUUAUCUGUUUGGGCCAAUGCAGGCAUCUAUCACGACAGGGCGUUUGGUGAGUGGCACAACGUCUUUGGGCCGCGCUAUUUGUAUGGGGAGAACAGACGACUGUGAUCUGGUUUUUGAGGCUUCCAUCAAGUCAACGCACCAGACUAGGGAAGUUGUUGCGAAGUUUCAAACAGCCCAGAAUGUACAUGAAAUUGUUUCAUGUUAUCUGCAAGUCAGUUGCUGAGUCAUCAACAUCAAUGAAAGGGACAAACAAAGCAGUUUAAAACAAAAAAAUUUUUUUGAUAUUUUUGUAACUUAAACAAAAAAUGUGUUUAUAUUACCAUCAAGUACACAUUUUUAAUUGCGUUGAUACUUUCAUUCAUCAGAAUAAAAAGUGUAUUAAUUUUUUUCAUCAAAGUAAAUAAAUCCCCCUUGCACUAUACAUCA
Messenger RNA from Biomphalaria glabrata, 1158 nucleotides. RefSeq lists its product as uncharacterized. The transcript is spliced from 4 exons. NCBI's taxonomy places the organism in Eukaryota, Metazoa, Mollusca, Gastropoda, Planorbidae. Bases 463 to 837 code for a protein of 124 amino acids. The record is from RefSeq and is a predicted model, not a curated record.